AUGAAGAUAAACAUUCAACACCUGAAGAAUAAGUUUGUUGUGGAGGUUGAGAGUCUGGAUAUUACAAUAGAAGAGCUGAAAAAGAAACUUGAGGGUGUUAUGGGAGAAUCUGUCAGGAUUCCUGCUGGGGAGCAGACGCUGAUUUUUGAACGCGAAAAGCUUGAAGAUGACAAAAAGCUUAGCGACUAUGUAAAGGGCUCUGCUGAGGAGAUAAAGCUAUUUGUUAUCAAGCAGCACAAGAAUCCAAACCCCAUAUCCAAGCCAGGAAAUAUCUAUCAAAAUGCAAGUGGAUCUGACACGCAAUCUCAUGCCGGAGGAAAUCCCUAUGCUGCCCAUGGCCAGUCAACACCCAAUCCAUACGCUGCAUUCAUGCCUCCAUAUGGUGGCGGGUAUGGAUCUCCUCAGCAGAUGUAUGGCCAGAUGCCCUAUGGAUACGGAUCUCCUCAGCAGAUGUAUGGCCAGAUGCCCUAUGGAUACGGAUCUCCUCAGCAGAUGUAUGGCCAGAUGCCCUAUGGAUACGGAUCUCCUCAGCAGAUGUAUGGCCAGAUGCCCUAUGGAUAUGGGUUUCCUCCAGGAAGCGGUUCAUCUGGGCAGGGAGAUGGAUACAAUGAGGCAUUUUCAAAUGCAAUGAUGCAGCAAAUGGAGCAGAUGCUUGGCAACCCAGCAUUGUUGGAUCAGGUGUUAAACAUACAGAACCCGAACAUGACUCCAGAGCAAAAGGAAGAACAAAAGAAAAUGCUAAAGGAAGCUCUGAACAUGAUGAAAGCAAAUCCAUCGCUGUUUCAGCAGGCUCUUACACCUGAGAGACUAAACUGGGCUCUGAGCACAAUGAACGGAGGAGGAUACGGUGGGAUGUUCCCCUCAUACCCUCCUCAGAUGGGGAAUUUCAACCGGGACCCCCGUACGCCGUGGAUGCAUGGAUAUCCUCCUCCAGGAUAUGGAAGUUCCAGGCCAGACCUGCAGAUCGAUGAGCAAGCACAUCUAGUGCAGCUGGAGCAGCUCAAAGCGAUGGGAUUUGAGGAUGAGGAGGCCACAAAGGCUUUAAGAGAGGCAAAGGGAGACAUAAAUAGGGCCCUGGACAUUCUUCAUGAAAACAAGAAAAAGAGAAGCCAAGAAAACAACGGGUCCUCUCCAAAAAAUUAA
This is a messenger RNA of Encephalitozoon cuniculi GB-M1, 1143 nucleotides long. RefSeq lists its product as uncharacterized. Gene Ontology annotation, cellular component: cytosol. The coding region runs from base 1 to 1143 and encodes 380 amino acids. Gene Ontology annotation, biological process: ubiquitin-dependent protein catabolic process. Lineage: Eukaryota; Fungi; Microsporidia; Unikaryonidae. The transcript has a single exon. The record is from RefSeq and is marked provisional. Gene Ontology annotation, molecular function: polyubiquitin modification-dependent protein binding.